AUGCAAAUCAACCAAUGCCUACAAACAACGAGCGACGACGGCGAACAAGUUUUGUCAGCCUCAAGGCAGCCAAUUAUGAGUGUCAUAGGCUCCCUCGUCAAGUCUGGAUGCACAGAGGUCAAGGUCAAGAAGUGUCGUACAAGGGUACGUCGAGCAAGGUUUGCAGAGGUGGUGCCUGGGGUUGUGUUUAUUGUUGAAGUGCACAUGUUGGAUACUGAGACCACGGACAACAAUGGAAUGACGACGUGGGACAACGACGACAAGGGACAGUGA
This is a messenger RNA of Laccaria bicolor S238N-H82, 273 nucleotides long. RefSeq lists its product as uncharacterized. The transcript is spliced from 2 exons. Bases 1 to 273 code for a protein of 90 amino acids. Lineage: Eukaryota; Fungi; Basidiomycota; Agaricomycetes; Agaricales; Hydnangiaceae. The record is from RefSeq and is a predicted model, not a curated record.